Molecule: messenger RNA, 912 nt
Organism: Coffea eugenioides
Lineage: Eukaryota; Viridiplantae; Streptophyta; Magnoliopsida; Gentianales; Rubiaceae
Product: nicotinamidase 2-like
Exons: 2
Coding region: 135-779 (214 amino acids)
Source: RefSeq, a predicted model, not a curated record
UAACACUUGCCCAAUCUUAUCUCAUCCAUCACUAUUAAAUGGCACAAUGAUUGAUUCAUGCCUUGUCUGAUCCUGUUUGCUACCGAAUUCACUCGCUAGAGAGUUCCAAAACCUUCAUCAAAAUCUUCCUCACGAUGUCAUCUUCUUCGUCAUACAAGAAAUACGAAAUCAGGAAGAAAAACCCUGACCCCAAAUCCUCAGUUUUGCUAGUGAUUGAUAUGCAGAAUUACUUUUACUCUAUGGCCAAGCCAAUUUUACCUGCCAUUAACACCACUAUUGAGCUUUGCAGGGAUGCUUCGAUUCCCAUCAUAUUCACUCGCCACCGCCACAAGUCCCCUCAAGACUAUGGAAUGCUAUGGGAGUGGUGGAAUGGUGAUCUCAUCAUGGAUGGCACACCUGGGGCAGAGCUCAUACCCGACUUGGAUAGAGGGGAGGAUGAUUUAGUUGUCGAGAAGAACACGUACAGUGCAUUCAGGGGUACAAACUUGGAAGAAGAACUGGUAAAUAUGGGCGGUGUGAAGGAGGUUAUGGUGACAGGUGUAAUGACCAACUUAUGCUGCGAGACCACAGCUAGGGAAGCGUUUAUUAGAGGAUUCAGAGUCUUUUUCUCGACAGAUGCAACUGCAACAUCAUCACCCGACUUGCAUGAGGCUACGUUGAAGAAUAUGGCUUAUGGUUUCGCAUAUCUGGUGGACUGUGAAAGACUUCAAACGGCAUUUUCCAAAUCUUCUUCGAGUCACCAUGGCACGAGGACCAGGGAGGAUGCAAUAGAACAGUAGAAGACUUCUCUCGUUAUUGUUUCCUGUGGUUACUUCUUGUAUAUUCAGACAAAUUUGUGGUUACUUUAAUGCCUACUUGCAUAUGCACACUUUGACGGGAAUAGUCAGUCCUGCAAAUGGUUGCUUUUAGGGA